CCGAGUGACGUGACGUGAAACACGGAAGUAAACAAAGGUCCAAAGAGUAGCUUCGCGUCGAGCUUCUCUGCUUUAAACAUGUCUGUUUCUAACCCGAGACAGACGUUCUCUAACCCGGCGGUUCCCUUUGCUGGGACCAUCCUGGGCGGUCUGCUCCCGGGGGAGAUGGUUCUCAUCCAGGGCUCCGUGCCGUCUGAGGCCGACAGGUUCCAGGUGGACUUGACGUGCGGCAGCAGCGUGAAGCCGAGGGCCGACGUGGCGUUUCACUUCAAUCCGAGGUUCAAGAAGUCUCCGUGCGUCGUCUGUAACUCUCUGCAGAAGGAACGCUGGAGCAGAGAGGAGAUCCUGAACCAGAACCCGUUCACUGUCGGGGAGACCUUUGAGCUCAUCGUCCUCGUCCAGGAGGACUCGUUUAAGGUCUGAGACCACAUGACUCACUUACAUCUAGUACAGUA
Molecule: messenger RNA, 455 nt
Organism: Anarrhichthys ocellatus (wolf-eel)
Lineage: Eukaryota; Metazoa; Chordata; Actinopteri; Perciformes; Anarhichadidae
Product: galectin-8-like
Exons: 3
Coding region: 79-423 (114 amino acids)
Cellular component (GO): cytoplasm
Molecular function (GO): carbohydrate binding
Source: RefSeq, a predicted model, not a curated record